AUGGCUAUGCCGCCUGCUUGGGAUGAAAGCACGAUGGACGUGAACUUCGCCGCUGGCACGACCUCCUUCGACAGCUUUAGCAGUAUGAACGGCCUGGUCCAAGACCUUGACCGAUUCGACAUCGACAAGGUACUGACCGACAGUGGUCUCCAUCUCGACGAGCUCGUCCAAGCACCCAACGGACCUCCGCUACAACUCAAAGGUCCUCCAACUGGAGAACUGAAGACACACGCCCCUCGUAAACGAAAGGGUAGACUACUAGCAGAUCUGACAGUCGAUGGCCCCGAGACCGUGUACGAGGACAGCGAUAGCCACCACUCUUGGACGGCAGCCGACAACGCAGAAGAAUGGGUGACACGCCUACGUGCCAGCUUGACAGCCUUUCGACGAGAUCGUGAUCGAGUCGCACUGAUCACUACACCACUACAGACUCGACAGCGCCGCAAGGUGCAUUCGAUGGCAAACAUUUGGGGAUUAAGUCACAUGAGCAUUGGGCCAGGACGCGAAAAACGAAUGAUCGUCUGCAAAGGCGCUUUGACAGGCUCGACAUCGCGUAUGCCAGUCUCGACAGGCAGGCGCUGGAACCCAUGCGAUACCUGGUCAGCAGGUUUUGUGAACACGAGAGUAGUUGUAUUCGACAUGCUAGACCCAAACAUGGACUCCUUCCAUGUUAGCAACGUGCUGCAGGGUGCUGACAUUGCUGCGCCGCUCAAAACAACCAUGGACUAUUAUGAGAUGGACAUGAACGGCUUCACAAUAUCCGUUGCCAAAGCAUUUGCUAUCUUCGCAAGCUCUGAGGACGCAGCUAUGGCUUUGCUAGCUUUGGACGGCACAACUCCCAACUGGAACAGCUUCACCAUCGAGGGCGACUACGUGAGGUUCCCUGCCGGCUUCAACUUCAAUGAUGCGCUAUUGGACGCUUUCGAUACGUUGCCAGAGGCCAUACGACUGGCACAGGUUUCAGCGGAGGAGAGCAAACGUGACCGCGCAAUCGCAACAGGAAGCGCCCCACAGUCAGAAUCCGAUUCGGACGACGAUACUCUACAUUCCUCAAGCCUAGCCAUAGCUCGACGCGCUCCGUACGAUGGUCCCUCUGCUGCAUCAUCACUUUCCAUGGAUGCAGGCUACGCAUCAGCAGGCUCAGCUCGUAGUGCCGCGAUAUCGGACCAUUCCGACACCAGCACAUCACGAAAACGCAAGCGUGUACCAAAGGUUGCAGGAGGCUUCCCCUGUCGGGAUCACGGUUGUGACAAAAUCUUCGACCGAGCCGGUGACAGGACAAAACAUGAAAAGUACCAUUCUGAAGGACGUCCGAAUGUUUGCACGCGGUGUGGCAAGGGCUUCCACUUCCCGAAGGAUCUGAGGCGGCAUAUGAUUGUCCACUCCGGCCUACCCACACAAGACGCGGGCGAGCAGUCAAUGCCAGUCACGAUAGCUGGGGCGAGGAGGUAUAGUGGUAAUGAGAUGUUGCAUCCCGCAUCCUGCUCACCACCACUUUCGGAGAGUCAUCUGAAGCGCCUAUACAAUGCUGGCGUACCUUCGACCAAAAGAAGAUCAAGUAGAUCGACACCUCUCGAGUAG
Messenger RNA from Fulvia fulva, 1581 nucleotides. RefSeq lists its product as uncharacterized. Gene Ontology annotation, molecular function: DNA-binding transcription factor activity, RNA polymerase II-specific; RNA polymerase II cis-regulatory region sequence-specific DNA binding. Gene Ontology annotation, biological process: regulation of transcription by RNA polymerase II. Bases 1 to 1581 code for a protein of 526 amino acids. The transcript has 2 exons. Gene Ontology annotation, cellular component: PcG protein complex; transcription regulator complex. Lineage: Eukaryota; Fungi; Ascomycota; Dothideomycetes; Mycosphaerellales; Mycosphaerellaceae. The record is from RefSeq and is a predicted model, not a curated record.